Messenger RNA from Magnusiomyces paraingens, 435 nucleotides. RefSeq lists its product as uncharacterized. The transcript has 3 exons. Lineage: Eukaryota; Fungi; Ascomycota; Dipodascomycetes; Dipodascales; Dipodascaceae. Gene Ontology annotation, molecular function: actin filament binding. Gene Ontology annotation, biological process: actin filament severing; actin filament depolymerization; cell motility. Bases 1 to 435 code for a protein of 144 amino acids. Gene Ontology annotation, cellular component: cytoplasm; actin cortical patch; actin cytoskeleton. The record is from RefSeq and is a predicted model, not a curated record.
AUGUCCAGAUCUGGUGUUGUUGUCGCUGACGAGGCUAUUGAGGCCUUCAACGAGCUGAAGCAGGCUAAGAGCAAGGUCAAGUACGUUAUCUACAAGCUCUCUGAGAACCUUAAGUCAAUUGUUGUUGAUAAGAAGUCUUCCGACACUCAGUACGACGACUUUGUCAAUGAUCUCCCCGAGGAUGACUGCAGAUACGCUGUUUACGACUUUGAGUACGAGACCCAGUCUGGUGAGGGUAUCCGCAACAAGCUUAUUUUCAUUUCUUGGUCCCCCGAUACCGCCAAGGUCAAGUCCAAGAUGGUUUACGCUUCUUCUAAGGACGCUAUUAGAAGAUCGCUGCCGGGCAUUACAAACGAGAUCCAGGGUACUGACUUGGACGAGAUUGCCUACGACACUGUUUUGGAGCGUGUUUCCAGAAGCGCUGGUUCCCACUAA